AUGAGUAUUAUCGAUCUGUCAAUUCAGGAGGUCAGAAACUGUCCCAGAGGAUACCAAAUGGGGAAGGAAAAUUCCUCUUGCUUUGAUAUAGACGAAUGUCUGGAAGGUAGGAUCCAGAUUUGUAGCCAAAAUUGCCUCAAUGUCCCCGGAUCCUUUAUCUGCUCCUGUAUGCCAGGUUAUUCUUUGGGAGAUGACAAGAGGUCUUGUCACGUAAGCGCUCCUGUACCAUUCCUAGUUUUCAGCCAAGGAAAUGUGAUCUAUAGAAUAGAUGUAGAAGGAACCAAUCACCAAAGACUGGUAGCUGAUGUUGGCUUAUCAGCAUUAACUGAUUACCAUUAUGAAGCAAAAUAUCUUUAUUGGGUGGACAAAGAAAAAUGUCUUCUACAACGUGUACAUUUGGAUGGUUCAAAUCAAGAGACUAUCUGCUCCAUAAAAAAGGAUGUCACUGGAUUUGCAAUAGAUUGGAUAAAUCGAGGCAUUUAUUUGGCUCACUCCCAAGGAGCUAUUGAAGUAAUCAGCUUGGAUGGAAACAAUUCUCGAAUACUUAUAAAGAACAAUCACAAUCCUACAAGUAUAGAAGUUGACCCAAGUCAAAGGUUUUUAUUUUGGUCUACUGAAGGGACUUUUUAUAGCAUCUAUCGAGCAAAUCUGGAUGGAAAUAAAAUACGGAGAGUUCUAAGGAGCACAGAAAAAAUCAAAACCAUUUCCUUGGACUUUAUCAAUGUAAAGCUGUUCUGGAUACAGUAUGACGCCUUUAAUGAAAUUUCAUAUUUUGGAACCUGUGACUACAAUGGGCAUUUCAUCAAGCUAUACAGACAAAUGGGACGAAGUGAAGCUUAUGACAUAUUUAUCUUUGGUGACCAUAUAUACUAUUCUGACUCAAGGACUGGAACUAUUCGGAGAGCCAAUAAAUACACUGGAAAGGAUAUUGUUGUAAUUAACUUGAAACAACCAUUUCCUCAACCUACCGAGAUACUGGUGGUGCACCCCUUAAAACAGAUCGGCAAAAGGAUGGAUUCUAAAGGACUUGAUGUCAACGAAUGUGCCUUAUGGAAUCAUGGCUGUACCUUGGGCUGUGUGAAUAUCCCUGGAUCCUAUUAUUGCACAUGUCCAAAAGGUUUUAUUCUCUUGUCUGAUAAGAAAACAUGCCAUGAACUGAUUUCCUGUUCAAGCAAUUAUAUUCACUGCAGUUAUGAUUGUGGACAGACACAGGAAGGGCCUAUUUGCUUUUGUCCUGAAGGAUCAGUUCUCCAAGCCGAUGGAAAAACAUGUUCAGGUUGUACAUCGCCUGAUAAUGGUGGUUGCAGCCAGAUUUGUACAUCUUUGGGUCCAACAACCUGGGAUUGUGGUUGCUUUCCUGGCUUUGAUCUCCAGGAUGACAAAAGACAUUGUGUUGCUUUAAGUCCAAAGCCGUUUCUGUUGUUUGCAAACAGUCAAGAUAUCCGUAGCAUUGCUUUUGAUGGGACGGAAUACUCAAGAGUCCUUGGCUGGCAGAUGGGAAUAGUCUUAGGUCUGGACUGGGAUCCGAUGGAAAGUAAGAUUUAUUUUACCCACACAGACCUGAAGUGUAUAGAGAGAUCUGAGCUGGAUGGCACCAAUCGUGAAAAAGUUGUAUGUGACGCAAGUGAGAGACCAGAAGGACUAGCAUUAGACUGGAUUAAUCGCAAAUUGUACUGGACUGACCCCGGGAAAUGUAGCAUUGAAAGUAGUAAUCUAAAUGGAAUGCAGAGAAAAAUAAUCAUCCAGGAGAAGGUGUUUCAUCCUCAAGGAAUUGCUGUUCAUCCAUUUACCAGGGAACUGUUUUGGACAAACCUAGGGCUCAAUCCACAUAUUGGAAAAUCUACUUUACAAGGCUCAGAGCGUGUCAUUAUAGCAAAUUCAGGCUUGCUUUGGCCCAGUGGAAUAACUAUUGACUACGCUGAGGACAAGCUGUACUGGUGUGAUGCCAAAAUGUCUGUUAUUGAAAUGGCAAACCUGGAUGGUUCUAAUCGGCAAAUACUUGCACAGAAUGAUGUAGGCCAUCCCUAUGGCAUCACAGUUUUUGAGCACCACAUUUGGGUAUCUGACUGGACUAGGCCUUCAUUACUCAGAAUAGACAAGAAAAAUGGCCUCAAGAAGAUACGCCUUGGAGGAAGCAUGAUGAGACCCUCUUCACUGCUUGUAGUUCACCCUUUAGCCAAACCAGGCCGUAUCUCUACAUACAAGGAAGAUGCAUUAGGAAAGGAAAUGUUUGCCGGAGAAGUAUCACCCCAGCAUCUUCUGAUUAACAGCAAAUAUGGUGAUAGCCAUGGGGAGACGCAACAGACACUGACUGCUGAAAUUGUGGUGUCUAAUCAGGACAACUGUACACCACUAGGUUGUGAUCUCAAUUCCCAAUGCGUUGCAGAUCAAAAUGGUGCUGUGUGUGAGUGCCAGACAGGGUUCAUCAUGGAAGAUCAACUGUGCCAUGAUGUUGAUGAAUGCCUUCUUAACCAAGAACAGUGCAAUCAGAGCUGGUCCAGAUGUAUCAAUACUGAAGGAAGUUACUUCUGUGAGUGCCUUUUGGGUUAUUCUGAAGAUGGACUUCAUUGUUCUGAAUCUAUCAUCGGUCCUUCUGUUGUAACCAGGGAUGACUCUACAUUAUCUGAAAAAGAAGGUCCUAUGGACUGCUCACCAUCCUACUGUUUCCAUCAGGGAGUUUGCAUUUAUAUUUCAGAUCUGCAGACUUUUGCAUGCAACUGUGUGAAAGGCUACCUGGGAGACCGCUGUCAGUUUAGUGACUUGGAGUGGUGGGAACAACAACAUGAGAUGCAUCUUAAGAAGCAAAACAUCACAACUGCUGCGUUCUUGGCUGUGCUGUUCUUGGUCCUGCUCCUUGGCAUGGCUGCCUUCUACUUCUAUAGGUAG
Molecule: messenger RNA, 2886 nt
Organism: Thamnophis elegans (Western terrestrial garter snake)
Lineage: Eukaryota; Metazoa; Chordata; Lepidosauria; Squamata; Natricidae
Gene: EGF
Product: epidermal growth factor
Exons: 19
Coding region: 1-2886 (961 amino acids)
Molecular function (GO): calcium ion binding
Source: RefSeq, a predicted model, not a curated record